UGCUCUUCGACAAAAUAUCUGCACUUCUUGUGCGUCCUGUCACAGCUGCCAACAUGAGCUACUGUAGUGGAUUCUUCUCUCCCAUGGAAUGCACCAAGAGAAGUCUUCUGCUGGUUUUCAUCUCUUUUACAGCAAUAUAUCUGAUUUCCUAUUUUUAUACUUCUCGUCACCUUGCUGCUCUACCUAAACGUGAUGAUCUUCACAGGGAAAGUGAAAAGAGUUUACUUGGAAAAAUAGUUACAAAUUUCAAACAAAUCUCAGGGGGAAAAAAAGGAGAACUACCGCCUGAAAAUGAGAAAUCUGGAAAUAAAGCCACACCCACUCCGACACAGUCAUCAUCUGCAUUCAUUAUCAAUGAAGAAGAGAAGUGUAAAGACAGAACACCUUUCUUGGUGCUGCUGAUCUCGACGACAGCAGCAGAAGUCCAGCGCAGAAGAGCCAUCCGGGAGAGCUGGGGCAGCGAAGCCGCGGUUCCCGGCGCCGACGUUGUUCGGCUGUUCAUGCUCGGCAGCGGGACCGAGGGGGCCAGUGGGGACGUUCUGCUGAGGGAAAGCCAGCAGCACCACGACAUUAUCCAGCAGGGCUUCCUGGACACCUACAACAACUUAACUCUUAAAACUCUGAUGGGCAUGAGCUGGGUGGCCUCCUACUGCAGUGGCACGAGGUUUGCUAUGAAGACAGACAGUGGCGUUUUUGUCAACACGAUGUACCUGAUUGAAAAGCUGCUCAGGCCUCUCCCGCCUCCCACACAGAAUUAUUUCACAGGCCAUUUAAUGACAGGGCACAGCCCUAUUCGGAAUAAAGCCAGUAAGUGGUACAUAUCAGAAGAAGAAUUCCCUGAUAACAGCUACCACCCUUUCUGUUCAGGAACUGGCUAUGUCUUUUCUGGAGACCUGGCUGCAAAAAUUGUAGAUGCUUCUAAAAUGAUUAAAUUUAUACAUUUGGAAGAUGUUUACGUAGGGUUUUGUCUUAAUGCAAAGGGUGUAGAAAUAGUUCCACCUCCUUAUGCACUGUUUAACAUACACAAGGUCCCAUUUUCUCCUUGUGCAUACAAUAAAUUAAUUACAUCUCAUCACAUUGAGCCACAUGAGCACAUGCUCUAUUGGGAAGCACUGCAAGAGAAUAAACACACGUGUUAGAAGACAAAGGUCCAUCCUGGAGCAGCCUAGGAACUUUCUUAGGCAAUGAGCAAAGCAGAAGAUGUUUUCUUAGUAGGAACAGAACAUCUGUGUAAUGAUAACUUUCAAGGUUCACGGACAUCCUGAAUCAGGUUUUGUAUGAGGUUGAAUUCAAAGGAUUUUUCCUCCAUAAAGAAGCCUUUCUCUGUUGAGUGAAUACUGAUUUACCUUAUUUAGUUUUGGAAGAAGCAUGAAUUAAUUUUUCAAGCCAGCAAGAGACCAUAUCAACCCUACUGAAGAAAAAGCAAAGACAAUACAAUGAAACCUGUUCUUUAAUUAAAAACUAAUAAGUUAAUGUGCUAAUUUUAUACUGCUUGGAUGUAAUUUGUCUACGUACUAUUAAAUGUACUCAUGUGGCAUUCCAGUGUGACUGAAGAAGAAAGCAUACAACAUAUCCUGUGCUGGGGAAUUAGUGCCAGAAAUGUGGGCAGAAACUGCUUCUUCAGAAAAUCUAACAUUAGCAUUUCCCAGAUCUCAGCGCCCACAGUGGCUACUACUCUCUGUGGUUGUAUAUACAAAGAAAACUUCACACACAAGAUAACACUUAAUUUGUUAUCAUGGAGAUGUAAAAAAAUGAGGAACAUUAAAUGCUGAUGAACUAUCCUGUUAGUGAUAUAAUAAAUCAUAUUUUAGGGCAUUCGGCUGUGUACAAAAUGUUCUCAUAGUUAAGUACAAAAUAAGGUGAUGCUUACAAACCUCAAAAGAUAAAAGUUUCAGUCCAAAUCCCUAUCAGAUGCACAUGGAAAUCAAAAUGUCAAUCACAUGAACACCAAACACUUCAGUGAGAAAGUGAGUAUACACUAUAUGCAUCCCCAAUGUCAUUUUAUAAAUGUACAUUACGGUGUUUCAUGAAGAAACCCCUAAGUCCUGCAGAGCAAUCUUUCUGUGCUCUUUGCAGCUCCAUUCCACCCAGGACUGACAGGC
Messenger RNA from Passer montanus (Eurasian tree sparrow), 2102 nucleotides. RefSeq names its product beta-1,3-galactosyltransferase 2-like. Gene Ontology annotation, molecular function: N-acetyl-beta-D-glucosaminide beta-(1,3)-galactosyltransferase activity. NCBI's taxonomy places the organism in Eukaryota, Metazoa, Chordata, Aves, Passeriformes, Passeridae. The record is from RefSeq and is a predicted model, not a curated record. Gene Ontology annotation, cellular component: membrane. The transcript has a single exon. The coding region runs from base 54 to 1139 and encodes 361 amino acids.